AUGAACAAAGAACUGAUGUAUUACUUUCACGAAGUUGAUAGUAAGUACCAAGGCUUUUACUGUGUAAUGAAACGUUUUGAUAGUUGAUCUUUACUGCAGCGAGUAAGAUCGUGAGGACGUGAGAAGCUUUGCAUUCGUGUCGUCGAAAAUUCACUUGUUUUGUUCCCUUUGUCUGCUUGCAGCUCCAACUCACAUGGAGAAGAACCACUCCGAGCGAAUAUUAGGAGCAAAUAACGGCAGCAGCAGUAAUAUGAACAACAACAACUUGAAGCCAGAUAAGGUGGGAGUCACGUUUGUUUUAAGAACUGUGCGCGUGGUGCAACUUAUUUUUUAGUAGCUCCCGAUUUCCUUAGAAGACAAUCACUAUACACAUUACGUUAGUAGAAAAGAUCACUUUUAAUGCCUGCUUGAAUUUAAAAAACGCUUGAUAAGGUUUUAUUUAGCGAGACGUGAGCGAAAGAACAUGGACUUUCGCUGUGGCUAUCGACAGGCGAUGUUCACACCUUUUGCAUGUACGAAUGAAGGUUAUUCUUUUAGACCGAGUGAUUGUGCAAUUUCCCUUUCAAUAUGAUAUACUACCAAGUUUCCGUUCAAUAUAAGGCUGUUGCUAUUUGAAGGUUUAAGCUGUGCCAUAAUUGAGCAGGGCAAUUUCCACACAUUUGCGAUUGGAAUAAUCUCAGCGUUGGUUUGUUUUAUAAAAAUUUACUGAAGUUGAAAUUUUUUGUUCAUUUCCGUUGUUGACACCUCUUCUUUAGCCAGCGUUGCUGUCCAGGAUACUUCUAACUUGUUAUGCUUAAGAUGCUUCGUAGUUGCACAUUUAUUGAUUUCCAGAUUUGUCAUUUAUUAUUUUUUCUUUACCUUGUUUGCAGGACGCAGUAUGUAAUUGUAACAGAGCCCCUGAGACAAUAUUUUGCCAAAAGUGUGGCAAGUCCUUUGUAGGAAGAAGAAGAAUGUCAUGCGAAAGACACAGGAACACUAUCCAUCUCAUGGAUUGUGCUUACUGUGUUUUUUGUAAGCGUCAGCUGUAA
This is a messenger RNA of Porites evermanni, 1028 nucleotides long. The record is from the annotation of a GenBank genome assembly. Lineage: Eukaryota; Metazoa; Cnidaria; Anthozoa; Scleractinia; Poritidae.